AUCAAAUCGAAAUUUCGCACUAAGAAAAAAGACGACAAAAUGUUCAGCUUGGCGGUGGUCGAGGAGGAGAACAUUCAGCUGGAAGAGCAGGCGAUGUCUUCCAUGCCAGAGGACUCAGCGAUGACCGCCGAGUCAGCGAGUGAGUCAGCUCAUGAACAGACCCUGAGGAAGAACCAGACAGUGGGACGAGAUUCGGCAGAGAGGAGCGGAUUUAGCAUAGAUAAAAUUAGGGAAAUGGACGAUAAAGAGGCAGCACGAGAGCCUAAGGAGUACGCAGGCGGAGGACAGUGGCUUGUACAGGUUAACGAGAUCACGCAAACGUGUGACGUCAUGAGGAUGGAGAACGAUGACUAUGCGGAUGCUUUAGAG
Messenger RNA from Penaeus monodon (black tiger shrimp), 369 nucleotides. RefSeq lists its product as uncharacterized. NCBI's taxonomy places the organism in Eukaryota, Metazoa, Arthropoda, Malacostraca, Decapoda, Penaeidae. The record is from RefSeq and is a predicted model, not a curated record.